AUGCAAAGCCAUUUGCAUCAGUGCGAAUACAGUAGUGCAUUGGAAGGGCGUUGUGUCUGCCCAUUUAGCGGCUGCAACUUCAUUGGAACAUACCGUAAAUUGUACGAUCACGCCAGCAGUGGCCAUUCUGGCGAGUUGCAGAUGAUUGAAUGUGGAGAAACAAUGCCUAUAAGCUUUGCUAAUCAUCAGAGGGUAGUUCUCAAGGAACAAAGUAGGGGAGGAGGAGAACUUAUUGUUGUGGAUCGUCUCAUCCAGCCACAUGGUGCACAUUUCAAUGUAAGAUGUAUUUCGCCUAACGUUCGUGGAAUGGGAAACUUCUCCUGGAAGCUGACGGUAUGUUUAAGAUGUACAUUGUCAUUUGAACGAUCGAUAAUCGCCAGAGCUAAUAGUGUAAGCAGCCAACUACCUCCUGAGCCUUUUGUUGUUCCUUCGUUCAUGGGUAAUGCCACUGAGCUUCUCAUAUUAAUCAAUAGGGUUGAGAGUGUUGUUUAG
Molecule: messenger RNA, 492 nt
Organism: Raphanus sativus (radish)
Lineage: Eukaryota; Viridiplantae; Streptophyta; Magnoliopsida; Brassicales; Brassicaceae
Product: E3 ubiquitin-protein ligase SINA-like 1
Exons: 1
Coding region: 1-492 (163 amino acids)
Molecular function (GO): zinc ion binding
Source: RefSeq, a predicted model, not a curated record